AAACGCAGACGAGCACGACAGACCGAGAGACGCGACGAGAGCCGAGAGAGAACCGAGAGAGAGAGAGAGCGAGAGACCGAGAGCCGACACGAAGCAAGCGCGAGAGAGAGAAAAACAGACGCGAGAAAGAGACGAAAGAGAGAGGAGAGACGCAGAGAAAAGAGAGAGCGACGAGAGAGCAGA
Messenger RNA from Priapulus caudatus, 183 nucleotides. RefSeq names its product UBX domain-containing protein 1-like. The record is from RefSeq and is a predicted model, not a curated record. The annotation marks the transcript as partial. NCBI's taxonomy places the organism in Eukaryota, Metazoa, Priapulida, Priapulimorpha, Priapulimorphida, Priapulidae. The transcript is spliced from 2 exons.